Molecule: messenger RNA, 3308 nt
Organism: Didymodactylos carnosus
Lineage: Eukaryota; Metazoa; Rotifera; Eurotatoria; Philodinida; Philodinidae
Source: the annotation of a GenBank genome assembly
UCCUAGAAUCCUAGAAUGCUAAGAAUCCUAGAAUCCUAAGAAUCCUAGAAUCCUAGAAUUCUAGAAUCCUAAGAAUCCUAGAAUCCUAGAAUCCUAAAAAUCCUAGAAUCCUAAGAAUCCUAGAAUCCUAGAAUCCUAGAAUCCUAAGAAUCCUAGAAUCCUACAAUCCUAAGAAUCCUAGAAUCCUAGAAUCCCAAGAAUCCUAGAAUCCUGGAAUCCUAAGAAUCCUAGAAUCCUAGGAUAUUAAUAUACAAUUAGCACGUAUUCGAUGUGAACAACAAAAAUAUGAUGAAUCCGCGGGAUACAUUCAAAAAGCAUAUAACGCAUAUUCAAAACUCCCGGAGGGUCUGAGACGGGAGACUCUUAUUGGACAAGUUGACAAUAAUUUCGCAAUAAGCAAUUGGAAAUAUACUGGAGAAUAUGAUCAUGUUGCAAAAUACUUAUUACAAACACUUCAGAUAGACAGAAACAGUGUAGAAAUAUUCAUAAAUAUUGGUUUAAUACAAAGAUCUGCUGAGCUGGAACCAUCUUUGUAAAAAGAAGUUCAGCAUAUAAGAAAAGGAUGUGAGAUAGAACUUUUCUAAACACCUCGAACCAUUUUUUGUCUGACAUGGUUCUUAAAAUUAUCUAGAACCUUUGAUGGUUGAUUAACAAAUGAAUGAAACCUUUAAAAAUUCAGCAUCUUCGCUAAAAUCAUAAAUGGUUCCUGAUGACACCAUUUUUUUACAGAGCAGUGAUGGCACCCGUGUUAGUGAAGACACAUCGACAGAUGACGUACCGUUACGUCUUCGAUUUCCUGAAAGCCACUACUGUUACAUGAAACAGUUCUUUUCUUGAAUUGUCAAAGACACGUGGAAUGUGUUGUGUGACUUUAUGCAAUAUUUUAUUCUGUUCUGUCAUCUCAAGCCACGAGAGAGAAUGAAAAGAAACUUUUUUUUCAUUCUUUUCUGACAAAUUACAGCAGAGGUAGUAUAGAGUAUCGCGUGAUGUGCGCAAAUAGCAACGCACACACAUGUUGCUUUCCAUCAUGAGUAAGUAAGUGCAUCCGAUUUUCUCCGUCUGUGUUAAGGCUUACACUCGAAAGUUUUUUUUCUUCUCUUCGAUCGUGUUAUCAUAAUAAAAAUGUAUAGAAAAGAUGUAUCUCAAAAUGGACAUCUAGUGAACAUUUCAGGCUGAAAUAUUCAGCCUACUAAGAGGGAAUCUAUGGUCAAGAGUUAAAAUAUAGGUGUUCGUGCAUCUCAAAAUUCUCCGUCAUUUCUAAAGCUAGGAAUCUCGAAUUGGUUUUAAAAUGUAGCGAUACGACUUAGUAUUGUAAUUUAACAGAUGUCAGUUUUCAAUUUUUUUCCUACUUCGUUUUUUUUUGAAACGCUUUUCUGAUGAAAUAUGAAAAACACAGCGGGAUUCUUUUGAGAAAAAUAAAUCUUUGCUAAAAAUUCAAAGCAAAAUUUUUAAAAAGUACGGAUUUGUGAGUCAUAAAUCACAAAAAAUGAAAAGAAUUUGACCAAAAUUGACGUUUUUUUUAAUGGCGAGAGGUCCUUAAUGUCGUAAUGAAACCUAAACUCAAUUUUGUUCUCUAGUUGUAUUUAGAAAUAAAUACCAUGAAAAUUUGAUUAAUUCUUAGAUUUAGUAUACUAGGAUCUUUGUCAUUACCGUGGAAAAACUACAUCAAAAAUGACUCUAAUUGAGUUGACACAUACCCAAAGUCACUGGAAUGUCAAUUAAAAUACAGGUUGUCGAAAAACAACGAUAUUUAGUAGUUUCAGAUGCUCAGCACAAAUGAUCGUGGUUUCAAACUGCAGAGAAAACAAUAUACAUCUCCCAUUUUGACUCUAUCAAUCAAAUCUUCAUUUCUUCUAGUGAUGAUAACUGAUAGAAAACUACCUAAUUUCUCAAUUUUUCCACAUUCUUUAUUGGAAAAAGUCUAUUUUAACAAUUUUUUAUUUCACACAUAUGGGUAAAAUAUUUCAUCAUACAGAAGAAUAAUGUCUGAGAGAGUUUCCAUUGCCUUCGUCACUUGUGAACGCAGAAAUACACAUUACUUGUCUAAAAGAAAAAAAAUAUAAGUGGAGGUAGAUCCAAUCGUUUUAAAUUCUUGUUUCUUCUCACAAUCAACACAUUGUCUAUGUACUAGCUAAAUUAUUGUAACUACAUAAACACAUUUGUAUUCUAAUCAAACGUGAUAAUUAUUUCUUCUGUUCACUCAUAUAGGUAAUCGGAAAGACAAUCAUACAAGCAUUCGAACAUUCGUCGCAUACUUCUCUUGGUAAAUAGCUGUAGAAUUUGACCUUUCACACAAGAAUCGUGGUGGAAAUAUGCGUUCGUCGAUUUUUAUUUUACGCAUAUUAUCUAAUGCAAUAUUCUGGCACGUUGUAAUUGAUGCGCGAGCAGUUUUAGUUAGUCAUAGUCAUCCAUCAGAUGUUAAACAUUUUGAACCCAAAUUAGACCCGAAUAUAGGUUAUUGGUCACCCAGCACCAGUUCAAUCGAUUGGUGUGAACGUAAUUAUGUUGUAACUCAGUAUAUUGCUGAAUUUUGGAAUUGUAUUUCAAGCUUCUCGAUGUGUAUAUUAGGUGGAAUAUUAUUCAUUCGAGGUUUAUACAACAAGAUUGAAACUCGAUUUUUAUUAUCUAGUUUGGGCUUAGGGUUUGUCGGACUCGGAUCUGCAUAUUUCCAUGGUACUCUCACACAUUUUGGUCAAAUGACCGAUGAACUUCCCAUGGUCUAUUCAAUGAUUAUUUGGUGGUUUAUAUUAGUUAGAAUGAAUGAGUUCAAACAGAUCAAGCGUAAACUAUUUGCCAUUGACACAUUAGUUGUAUUUGGAAUUUUUUAUGGGUUAUUAUGGACUUACGUACACAGUUUACAAACAUUUGUACUGAUCUUUCAAGGACAUAUGAGCUUGAUGGUGGUCGGAGGUAUAACCACACUGAUCUAUUUAUAUCGACAGUCACAUCAUCAUGUAUAUCGACUAAAAUAUCUGCUGAUGGUAUACGUUAGUUUAUUAAUUUCAGCUUUUGUAUGUUGGGCUAUGGAUCAACAGUUGUGUGAACGAAUGAAUAAUAGGAGUCGACUUAAUCCACAAUUACAUGCUUGGUGGCAUGUACUUGGUGCUGUUCAUUGUCAUCUGGGAAUUGUGUGCAGUGAAGCUAUGCGUCUCCUAUCAAUCAAAUAUAAGCAGCAUCAAGAAAAAAAUCCGCAAUCCUCACAUCAGCCUUUCAAACCGGAAGAUCAUUUAAGUAUCGUCUUCUACGUAGGAUUACCUUACGUAAAUUAUUCCAAAGAAAAACGAACAAUCGAAGCAAAAGCCCAGUAA